This is a messenger RNA of Sphenostylis stenocarpa, 414 nucleotides long. Lineage: Eukaryota; Viridiplantae; Streptophyta; Magnoliopsida; Fabales; Fabaceae. The record is from the annotation of a GenBank genome assembly.
AUGAGUGUAGAAAUGUUGGAUGGUGCCACCAUAGUGAACUUCCUCCAGGAUGAGGAAGCAUUCAGUGUGUCAGUUUGUAAGCGGUUUGCUCACCUUGACACAGACAAUGAUGGCCUUCUCUCGUACGCAGAGAUGUUGAAAGAGCUGCAAAGCCUGAGGGUGCUGGAAACCCACUUCGGUAUUGAUGUGGAGCCAGACCCGGAUGAGCUUGCUCGUGUCUAUGAAUCCUUGUUCGUACAAUUUGAUCAUAACUUGAAUGGCACCAUUGAUCUGGACGAAUUCAAAAAGGAAACCAAGCAGAUGAUGCUUGCCAUGGCUGAUGGAUUGGGUUUCUUGCCAGUUCAGAUGGUCUUGGAAGAAGACAGCAUCCUCAAAAAGGCUGUUGAAAGGGAGUCCAAUAAGGUGGUUGCUUAA